Messenger RNA from Strongyloides ratti, 927 nucleotides. RefSeq lists its product as hypothetical. The transcript is spliced from 4 exons. NCBI's taxonomy places the organism in Eukaryota, Metazoa, Nematoda, Chromadorea, Rhabditida, Strongyloididae. The coding region runs from base 1 to 927 and encodes 308 amino acids. The record is from RefSeq and is a predicted model, not a curated record.
AUGACUGUCAAUCAUAAAAGAGAAGCUUACAUUCACGAUAAAAUAUUUGGAACAUUGGGAAGACCACUUUCAAAAAUGGCUGAAGAAAAUGACAUGGGGAUGGGAAUUUUUGAUGAUAUCAAAAUAACAUGGAAUCAUUUUGGCCGUAAGUAUAAAUUUCAUUUUAAGAAAGAUGAACUUAAUUUUAUUAAUGUAUAUGAUGUUUUAAUGAGAAAAAUAUCUAUUGAACGUCCUGAUUUUGAGGGAUCUAUUGCUUAUAAUGAUAAACAUAGUAGACAGAUUAUUAUUACUAAUGAUGUUGAAAUGAGACAAGCAUUAAAAGACUUUAAUAAUAAAUUAAAAAUUUAUACAACUGUACAAAAUGAUAAAGGAUAUAUAGCAGCAGCUGAUCUUAUUAGAAGACCACAAAGAUCACAUUCAGUACCUGUUGAUCAUAAUUCACGAUUUUCUAAUGGUUCAUCACAAGUAUCUCCUAUAUCAAGUAACUCACAAAAUUCACAUUAUUAUGGAAAUCAACAAACAAGAUUAACAAAAUCACCUGAAUUAAAUGAAAAUUUAAAUAUUAAAGUAAACUCAAAUCAUUCACCACAAUCACGUGGAUAUUCACAACAUACACCAAAUAUACAAUCACCACGAUCAUCAUAUGAUUCUAAUGGUGGAAGAGUUGCUGUUUAUAACAAUAAUGGUCCUGUAAUUCCAUACCCUCAAGAUAUUCCACCAGGUUAUGCUUACACAGUAACAUCUGUUGCUCCAUAUAAUUCUCAUUUAAUUAAUGGAUAUCCACCACAUAAUUGGCUUCUUAGUCAUUUCCUUACAGCCCCACAUAUGCCAUUUAUGAGUAGAGGAACAUUUACUGGACCAAAUAAAUAUCAUAAUUGGCACAGUCAUAGAUAUUAUUAUAAAGUUGGAGCUGGACCAAUUUGGUAA